Clonostachys rhizophaga is the source of this 3282-nucleotide messenger RNA. The record is from the annotation of a GenBank genome assembly. NCBI's taxonomy places the organism in Eukaryota, Fungi, Ascomycota, Sordariomycetes, Hypocreales, Bionectriaceae.
AUGCCAUCAACAAUCGACAGUCACACCUUCCAUGUCGCCCUACUACCAGGUGACGGGCAAGGGCCCAAGCUUGCCUCGUAUGUGGAACGGACCUUGAAUUUGAUCCAGCACAUCCGCCGAGAUGUUUCAUUCAACAUCUCCACUCACGACUUUGGAGGGGCAGCUCUCACAGCAGGGGCUGGCACUUCACUACCACCAUCGACAAUAGAUAGCUGCCGACAGUCCGAUGCCACCAUAAUCUGCCAGUGCGGUGAUCCUCGGUAUGGCAUCAAGCCAGAAGAGGGCCUGUUGACUCUGAGACAGGAGCUGGGCGCGAGCGUCAAUGUCCGACCAGUCAGGUUCCCCUCAUCACAGGUGGUCCAGCAGAGUGCCUUCAAGGCAGAAGUCGUCGAGCAGCUUGACAUUGCCUUCUUUCGAGACCUCACUGGCGGGGUCUACUAUGGACCCAAGCAAGAAGCAGGAGAGGACGGCGAGGCAUACGACAUGACCAAAUAUUCCCGCCAGACGAUUCAGAGGUUGGCGCGGCUGGCUGGCACGUAUGCCAUGCAGUUCACUCCACCAAAGCCAGUCCACUCCAUCGACAAGGCGAAUGUUAUGGCGACAUCGCGGUUAUGGCGGUCCGUGGUCACGGAAAUCUUUUCACACGAGUUCCCCCAAGUGACACUCCGACAUGUCUUGGUAGACACGGCAGCUAUGCUGCUUGCGUCUGAUCCUCUCAGCUUGAACGGCGUGGUAUUGGCUGAGAACAUGUUUGGCGACAUUCUCUCUGACCAGGCUGGUGGGAUCCUUGGAUCACCAGAUAUUUUGGCAUCAGCUGCCGUGUCCUCGAUUGACCCCUCCUCAACAUCACCGGGAAUAUUCGAGCCGUUGAAUCUCAAGCCUCGGGAGAAACUAGUCAACCCACUUGGCGUGAUACAGGCUAUUGGCCUGAUGCUAGAGCUGUCUCUGGGUCUGACUGCCGAAAGCAACGCCCUUUCCAAGGCUAUUCGUCGCACCUUGGAUCCCGUGGAACUGAUUGGGUCAGAUAGAAGGACCGCUGACCUUGGCGGCACAGCCACAGCAGACGAGUUCAUGAAUGUCUUGCUGCACAACCUCGACUACUAUCUCGAGGCUGUCAACUCUGCCCAGUUAGCAGCCCCCUCUCCAAUAACAAGUCAACCAUCAUCACCAGCCCUCACUGUAAAACGCCGACCGCUGAGUGUCAUUGAGAAGAUCCUCACUCACGCCGCCGUAGGUCUCACUAAACCCCACGUCGACACCGGCGACAUGAUUUGCGUCAAAGUCGACUGGACAAUCACAUCCGAGCUCCUCUGGGGAGGAAUGGAGAAGACAUACGACCAAAUGGGCCGUCCUCGGCCCUUCCGCAAUGACAGACUCUGGCUCGCUGUCGACCAUACUGUCGACCCGCGCUCAAACCACCUGCCCCGGCAGCAAGGUCUGAUGGCCAAAGCGGAGCGGUUCCGUCGGGAAGCCAAGAUCAUCGACUUUCUGCCCGCAAACACCAGCAUCAUGCAUACGGAUUUCACUAGAGAACGGGCUCAACCAGGCCGUAUCGUCGUGGGCAGUGAUUCGCAUACUUGUUCAGCGGGGAGCAUGGGGUCCUUUGCGGUUGGGUUUGGUGCGGCGGAUGUGGUCAUGCCCAUGGUGACGGGCGAGACGUGGUUCCGCGUGCCUGAAGUCUGCAGGAUCAACUUUGUGGGCAGCUUGCCGUUUGGCGUGGGCGGCAAGGACGUCAUUCUUCAUAUCCUGGGUCUCUUCAAGCGCAACACCAUUGCUUUCCAACGGGCUGUCGAGUACGGCGGCCCAGGCCUCAAAGAACUCUCCAUGGAUGCGAGAUUCGCUAUAGCAAACAUGAACACGGAGUUUGGAGGUAUGGGCGCCUGUUUCGAAGCAGAUGAAGAAACAGCGGCGUGGAUCGCGCGGCGCCAACAUCCAGAACACCGAGAAGGAGGGCUAUAUUUCCGCGCAGACCCUGAUGCCGUCUAUGUCGAGGAGAGAACCAUUGAUCUGUCCACUGUCAGCGUCACCAUGGCACUCUAUCCUAACCCGGACAACGUAGUACCUGUGUCGGAAAAGGCAGGCAUGAAGCUCGACGGAUGCUUCAUCGGUGCUUGCACGACCACAGAGGAAGACCUGAUCAUUGGCGCGUUGGUUCUCGAAGCUGGUCUUCGUGCAGGACUUCGACCGAAGCCCCAAGGAAAACGGCGCGUCACGCCAGGUAGUCUCAUCAUCAUCAAGAACCUAGAACGUGCGGGUAUGUUGGAAAUCUACCGCCAAGCUGGCUUCGACAUUGGUGCCCCAGGAUGUUCCUACUGCGUCGGGAUCAACGACGUCGAUGUCGCCGGAGAGGGGGAAGUCUGGUUGUCCUCUCAGAACCGCAAUUUCCGAAACCGCAUGGGCAAGGGCAGUUUUGGAAACAUUACCUGCGCGGCUGCCGUUGCGGCGUCGAGCUUUGACAUGGUGGUGACUGAUCCCAAGGAGCUGUUGGCUCAGUUGGAUAGGGAGAGAUUGGAGGGUUUGGUGAAGGGGUUUAGGGCGAGUGGUGAAGGAGUUACCCUGGCGAUAAGCGAGCCUGAGCCGGAAGCUGCGUUGAAUACAGUGCCGAAGAUCUUUGAUGAGCCAUCAGGCGCCGACGACGCUGCGUCUCAGUUCCAGCCAAGCAUGCUGGUACGAUCAAAGGUGCAAAGAUUUGGAGAAAAUGUUGAUACAGAUGCCAUCAUUCCCGCCGAGUUCAUGCCUGGAGUCGAUAAUGCCGACCUAGGCAGCCAUUGCUUCCAGUACUUUCGUCCAACUUUCCGAGAAAAGGCGUCUGCAGGAUCUCGUGUCAUCGUUGCGGAGCACGGUUUCGGCAGCGGAUCAUCACGAGAAGACGCCGUCAGAGCAUUACAAGGCGCCGGGGUAGAAGCAGUCAUUGCCAAGGGCUUUGCAUUCAUCUACGAGCGCAACCAACUGAACAUGGGCCUCUUCAACAUCAAGUUGCAAGACGACGAGUUUUACCAGAAUGCACAAGAGGACUCGGCCAUUGUUAUCGACAAGGAGAGCAAAACUGUCCAGAUUGAAGGCUACGACAAGGUAUUUCAUUAUCGGCAGUCUGAUAUUGAAGAAACUCUUUUACAAGCUGGAGGCGUGUUGCCCUUGUAUAGCAAGCUCGGGAGCAAGGUCUUCCGCAGCAUCACGAUGCCUAGGGUAAAGGCUGGGAAGAAGAAGGCACAGAAUGGAAAUGGAAAGCAGCAACCAGUGAGUUUAUGCGGUAGCGGUAGUGAUUCGGGUAUCGACUGGUAG